This is a messenger RNA of Alnus glutinosa, 3653 nucleotides long. RefSeq names its product exocyst complex component EXO84B-like. The record is from RefSeq and is a predicted model, not a curated record. Gene Ontology annotation, cellular component: exocyst. NCBI's taxonomy places the organism in Eukaryota, Viridiplantae, Streptophyta, Magnoliopsida, Fagales, Betulaceae. Gene Ontology annotation, biological process: exocytosis; intracellular protein localization; Golgi to plasma membrane transport. The transcript is spliced from 7 exons. The coding region runs from base 150 to 2975 and encodes 941 amino acids.
AGGCAACGAAGAAACCAAAGUUGUUUGCUAAUGGAGGCACGAGAAGACGACAGAGACGUCCAAACAGUACCUCUCCACCGACCUCCAAAUUCGCUUCAUUUCCGCUUGGAAAGCUCAGAUCGUGUUCGUUUGAUGGGAAACCAUUUUCCAUGGAAUCUUCUUCCACGUUAUCCAGAUUCCGAUUCCGAGACCACCGAGAAACGGAAAACUCAGCGCCGUCCGAUACCAUCUCCGACGGCUCCUCCGUAUCCAGCCUACGAGAUGACGAGCCCGAAAUCCAAUCCAUGGCUGGAAAGGGUGUUAAGCAUCUUUGUUCGGAGCUACUUGAGAUAAAGGAGGCAUCGGAUGAGGAUUUUCACAGAACCAUUGUUUCUAAUUAUUCAGCCUUUGUCAGAAUAUUGGAAGACGUAGAAAGCGUUGAGAAUGAACUGAUGAAACUGAAAAACCAUGUUUUGACCCAAAAAAAGCUUGUGAAGGAACUUAUAGAUGGAGUAUAUCUAGACGUUUUGUCGGAAGAGACGAUAGAAUCAAUUAUAGAAGAACCUGGUUGCAUUGAUCCACUGCAGCCAAGUGAGUUAGAGGCUGACAUUAAUGAUGUUUCAGAAACCCUGGAUCUCCUCCUAUCAGAAAACAGGAUAGAUGAAGCUCUGGCCAUUACAGAAGUGGAGGAUGAAAAUCUUCAGAGGGUGCAGUUCGAAGGAAAUGCUCCAUCAGACCUGUUAAUGUCAUAUAACUCUUCAAUUUGUGAGAAAAAGGCCAUGCUUACACUACAGCUGACGCUGAUGGCUGAAAACCCAAGAACAGCUGCACCAGAACUUCAAAAGGCGCUGGUUGGACUUUGCAGACUAGGUGAAAGUCAUCUUGCAAGUCAACUAUUGCUUGAAUAUUACCAUUCACGCAUUGGGACUGGAAUACAUAAUUUGCAGUGCUCAAAGUCAUAUUUACAUGGGACAUACAUUAAGGAGCUUGCGAAAUUUGUAUUUUCUAUGAUUUCUCAAGCGGCUAGGAGCUUUGUAAUGUUAUAUGGAGAAGCUUCUCCUUAUGCUUCAGAGCUUAUUCAGUGGGCCUGUGAAGAAACCAAAGUGUUUGUUGUUUGUUUUAAUAAAUAUGUUAAAUCCAUCUCAGAAAUAAGUGGAGGAUUGUCCAAGGUUGUAGAAUCUGUGCAAUUUGCAAUGUCAUUUUGCUCUUUGUCAGAAACUCAGACGUUAGUGCUGCAGCCAUACUUAAUCAAGCAUAUUCGUCCUGGUGUGGAAGUGGUUCUACAGGUGCAUAUAAACCACUACAAGAAAGUUGUUGGUAUCUUUACAGCAACUGACUCUUGGGGUUUGGGUAGAUAUAUUGUAUCAGGGGUAGUAAAUGAAGCAUACUCUUCUAUUGUUGUUGGGAACCAACCGGAAUAUUGCCUUCUCACUUGCAGUGGCCGUAAGUUUGUGACACUGUUACAGGCUAUCGCAGGGGAUGUUUCACCUCUAGUUGCCCUUCAAAUGGAAGAUUCAAUCCUUAGUGGACUCAUGAACCUCUUUAUGGAGUACAUAAUCAUCCUUGAAAGGGCCAUCACCUUUGAAGAAAUUGUCCCAGAAAAAGGUGGUUCAAGAAUCAAUUUGGCAGAGUCAUCGGUGCAACAGGUUUCUAUUCUGGUGAAUCUAUCAACAUUAGAACAUCUUUUCUCUAGCAUUGUUAGAAGCAUAUUUGGGAGCAUCAGUCGCAUGAAUUCUGAGCUGAUGAGAAACCAUUUAGUUGGUGGUCAACAGAAGGAAAUUGAUAGCUGUAUGUUGUUUAUCCAAGAGGCCUCUGGUCAGCUUAGAGCUCAUUUCUGCCAGCAAUUUAUACAUAGAAUGAUGUUGCUGGGAACUGGCUUCAAACAUAACGUAGAAACUUGCAGUGAUGGUCAACAAGAUUCUAUGCCCUCCAUUGCCUUGCAGGUAUUAUUCCUAGAACUGAGGCAAUUAGAAAAAAUUGCUGAAGAUGGUGUUUUUGAAGUAAAUUGGUUGAUGGAACUUUUGAGGGAAUUGAUAGAGGCCAUAUUUGUUUGGAUAUCCAAAAACAAAGAGAUCUGGGCAGUUACUGAAGACAAGUUGACUGUCCAGCCUUCUGACAAUUUGAAGAAGCUUGUUUUGGACAUGCAAUUUCUGGUGGAAAUCGCAAGCUAUGGGGGAUACUUCUCCAACAACCCCUCGGUUCUUGUAACUUCUAUGAAAUCCGCAUUUCUUUCAGCUGGGGUGGAUCCUGAAAGAGAUAUAAUUGAUAUUGGAUGGGCUAUAAAGGCUGCUAAUGGAGCAAUAAUAAAACUACUAGAGAUCGAAAAAAGAGAUGCGCUUCCAAAUGAUAAUCCUAUUUGUAUUCUUGAAGAAAAAUCACAUGGAAACCAAUCUGAGUAUGUGAGUGACUCUCUCCAAGAUGAUGCUAGGAGCUACUCUAAGGAUUCUAUGGAGUCUGGUGAUGAUAUAGAGGGUAUUACUGCAUCCGAAGCUGCAGUUAAUGCAGAGACAACAGAAUUUAGCCGUCUUGGAAGGUUAUUGGAUCUUCUUGAAGAGGAUGAUGGUUCUGCUUAUAGCAGUGCUAUGAACUCAACAGAUAGUUCCGUAGAAAUAGAAGAUAUUGUCUCCAAAAAAGUGGCUAAUGUAGCAUACAAAGGAUUCCAGAUCAUUGAGAAAACUGAUUUGCCAGCCACAUUAUCUUUGGGUAUUGAUGGAGAAUAUUCUGAGGUUAGGGUUUUCACCGAGGAGGGGACUAGCCGUCAAGUUCAUGUGGCUGAGUCUGUAACUAAUGAGCUAGAAGAUGGUGGGGACUUGGGUUUUUCAUGGACUGAAGCUGCUCCUGCAGAAAAUUCUGUUAAACUGCAAGGUGAAGAUGAAAACAAUGGUGUGGAUCCAGCUGCUUCUGUUCUUAUGAUAGAUUGCGACAAUAGUCAUAUUGCAGCAGUCAAUAGUCUCUUCAAGCAUGAGGACAUUGAUAUAAAAGAAAUGUACGCAUGAAAGGCAUCAAUGCAGAAUCUGGUGGGCGGUGGGGAAACUGAAGUGCAUGUUUCAGUUUGCCAAAUUGUCUCUUGCCUGCCCAUGGACAGCAGCAUACAGAAUCCUGUGGUUUUGUUUGCCACUUAGUUCUUGAAGGGCACUCCCUUUCAAUUUUUCUUGAUCUCCUUCGUAAGCUGAUCAGAAACCAAGGAUUAUAGGAGUAUCUUCUUUUGCACUCACAACAUUACAUUAUGGGCCACUACAACUAGUUCUACUGGCAGCUUUUCCGUUUGUUUGCUCUCACUUGAGUUUCCUUCUGGGUUGUGGAAAGGCUUUGCCUUGAAUCUUAUCAAGGAGAAUGUUUAUUUGUUUUUUGGGUUUGUAUUUGUUGUUCUCUUUAUUUCCUUGUAAUUUUCUUUCACUUGUUGAUCUGUUCUUGUUUCCUGUAUUUGAUGUUGCUUUCUUUAUUUCCCUGUAUCUUUCUUUCUUGUUGCUCUGUUGUAGUUUCGUCUGUUCUAGCUCAUCUAUUUAAAAAAAAAAAAAAAAAAAACCCAAAACAAUUGUGAUGCAAAAUAGGGAUGAUGGAGUCGGUCAAAUUUCCAUCUUGAUUGUGGAUGGUCUUCUGGUCAUCUUUGAAUUUGUAUGAAUCCUUUUGAUUGUUCACAUCAAUUUUAGCUUCAAUUUUUUCCUUUUUGUUUA